Copidosoma floridanum is the source of this 2094-nucleotide messenger RNA. Its product is annotated as nucleolar protein 11. NCBI's taxonomy places the organism in Eukaryota, Metazoa, Arthropoda, Insecta, Hymenoptera, Encyrtidae. Gene Ontology annotation, cellular component: nucleolus; nucleus. The record is from RefSeq and is a predicted model, not a curated record. Gene Ontology annotation, biological process: maturation of SSU-rRNA. Gene Ontology annotation, molecular function: RNA binding.
UCGAGUCAUGAAGAAUUACAACUGUUAAGUAUCGUUUAAAUUUUGUUGUGAUUCAUAAGUUAAAAAAAAAAUCCUUUUUCAAAUUAUCACCAUGUUGAAUAUUAUGUGUUUGAAAAGCAAUUUCAUACUAUGCUGUCGAAGCACAGAGUGAAGUGUAUAUUACGGAGUUAUAUCGUCCAAGAAGCCCAUGUGAUUCUCGUGUGUUAACUCUAUUUGUAUUUUGUAAUAGGAAUUAUGGCUCGUCUAAGUUCUUACUACACUUUGUGUCCUCUUAUCGAUCAGCAAAAUCUACUUGGUGUAGAAACAGACUCAAGCCCUGGAUGUGCAAUAGUUACACUUGGCAAAAACAUUGUCAUUAGAUACAAGCUCCAAGAUUUAAAACAAGUUAGUAGUUGGUCCACUAAAGAACGUUUGAGCACCAAAGUUAUUUUUGAUGAAAUUUUGAAUAACUAUGUUGCUGUUUUUAAUGGGAAAAACAUUAGGAUAUGGAAAGAGGAAGAAACAAAUUUGGAUAGCGUUAAAAAAUAUAAAUUCCUAUCACCAAUACAUACCAUUCUCACAUUCAAAGAUGGUCCACCAAUUUUGGUAUUACAAAAUGGAGCUACUGCAUCAUUAACUUGGGCCCUUGAAAACAGAAAAAAUUGGGAUGAUCAUGGAAUUUUAAAACCAGAUGAAAAAAUACUCAAUUGUCAACUGGUUUUUGUAAAAGAAAAACUGUAUUUGUGUGCUUUGUUGAAUAUGGAACAAACAUACAGUUACAUUGUUGUUCCACUCAAAAGGGACAGUCAUAUGGAAGGAUCGGAACAACACACAAGAUUAGACCUGAAAAGAUCUUCUGAAACUUUAGUUGGUCACGUACUUUUACACAACGAUGAUAAUGCUCAUCUACUCACACUGUGGUCACAUGGACGACUAUACAGCUAUCCCCUCAUCGGAUCAGCCUCGGAAUCAAUUCCUGGUUCAUUAGUUAGUGUUUUGGAGGUUGUUAAAACCAGUUAUCCAGUAGUUAUGGUUGCUCUGAAUGAAAGUACAAUAGCAGGAUAUGGUGCAGAUUCCUCCGAAGAAGGAGCAGUGUUAUUUAUUUAUAAUGUUCAAUUUAAAUUGGUUCAAGCUGUUCAAAAAUUAAAACUUUACACAGCAGAGUCGAAACUUUGGAAAAUUGAAGAUAAACUGUUGUUAGCAGCUAACCGACAUCUUGCUAUAGCCCCUUACAAUCUAGAGCCACAGAGACUCAAGUCAAUGCUCGGUUCAACUCUAAAUUUUAAAAAUAACAAUCUAGCAGAGGAUGACAUAGUUGUUGUUCAAGAAUCCGAAGUUGCGGAUUGGGGAAAAGCUCUGCCAAGUGAAAUGGCUCAUAAAGUACCUGUACAUAAGCUUAAAAGUAGUCUUGCAACUCAAAUUUCUGCUUCCUUGCGUGAAGGAACAAAUGAUGCUACGAUACAUAACAACAUCAUACCACAGUUAAUUGAAUCUAAAGAUGUUUCAUCUAUUUUAUGGUGUCUAGAAAAUUUGAAGGAAGUACCCGUAGAAUCGUUACUUCAGAUUUUAACAUUUAGUUUAAAAACGGAUAUAUGUGCUUCUGCACCAAAUGGAUGCCUGGAAAAUUCCAAGCCAAGUGUAUAUGAAACUUUACAAAGCGAUCUAUUAAACAAAAUUUUAGAAGUUCAACACACGGACAUUUCCUUAGUGUCUUACCUUAAAACGGGACUAAAUUUUGACGCUACUUUAAAAUUAUUAAGCCAUUUAAUAUGUAAACUUGAUGAUGAAGCCACCAAUGAUGAUCAACUUGGUUCUAAACAAAAAUUAGAUAAUUCUCAACUUUACGAGUGGGUAAAACUUUUAUUAGAUUCUCAUUAUCAGGAUUACAUAUUAUCUCAAGAUGGAGAAGUACUAGUUAUGUUUGAAAAAUUGAAGAUAGUAUUGGAUGAUCACUUUGAAUUGUUACGAGAUUUGGGAAGUCUGAGAGCAUUAAUCAAAAGGGUAAUAGACGGAAAACCUCUGACAGUAAAAUCUAAUGAUGUGAGCAGAUUAUAUUCGAUAGAAGCAAUAAAAUUAUACUAAAAUAAUUAAAUAAAUAUUUUUUAAAUAAACUAA